Molecule: messenger RNA, 2681 nt
Organism: Hypomesus transpacificus
Lineage: Eukaryota; Metazoa; Chordata; Actinopteri; Osmeriformes; Osmeridae
Product: putative nuclease HARBI1
Exons: 2
Coding region: 409-1437 (342 amino acids)
Source: RefSeq, a predicted model, not a curated record
GCUCUACUGGAUCUAGUCUAGCUGUCCUCUCUGUUCUUACUGCACAUUACUAAAGCACUGGAGGUCUAACUUCUGGCCCAACACACACACACACAGUAGAGCACACACACGCAUUGACAGGAGGCAGUCAGUCUGGGAAAGAGGACAUGCACACCUGGAGUGGGUUGCACCAACAGGAUUUAGGACCAGUCUUAAGCUAAGACUGGCGUAACUCAACGUUCUAUGUCUAAAAUGAUGUUACGCCUGUUGCACCACGCUGACUUAAGCUGCUCUCUCUCUAAGUCUAGUCCUAAAUGUUACGCCCUGUGGACAGGAGACUUAUGUUAAAACAUAGAACGUUACUGUGUUGGUUUCUAUAGUAAUUUUCACAAAAACCGUUGAGUGCAGCUAAAACAACAAGCUAUAACGAUGGCGCGUCUAAUUUAUAGAUUGUAUAAUGAACGUGCUUUAAGAUGUGAGAGAGUAGUGCGGGACAGAACUAAUCCGCUGGAUAUGUACAAUGAUGAGGAGUUAAUCCAGAGGUUUUGUUUCAGUAGGGUUGAGAUUUUUUCUCUAGUCGACGAACUGUUUGACGAUUUGCGCUUUCAGUCAGACCGAAAUGCUGCCCUGACGCCAACGUUACAGCUUUUAAUCGCACUGAGGUUUUAUGCAAACGGUGCAUUUCAAAACACCGUGGGGGACAUGAUCGGCAUGCAUAAAUCUACAGCUUGUAGAGUUAUUCGUAGGGUCUCGCUAGCACUGAGUCGCCGCCUACCGCAAUAUGUCAACUUGCCUAACGAGGCCGAGGCAAUCGCUGUCAAGCAGCGUUUCCGCCAGGCGUCUGGCAUCCCUGGUAUCAUCGCCUGCAUUGAUGGUACCCAUAUUCGGAUUCAAGCACCAUCAGAAUACGAACAUCUAUACGUCAACCGAAAGGGCCAUCAUUCAAUCAAUGUACAGCUCGUUUGCGAUGCAAACUACAAGAUAAUCAAUGUGGUGGCGCGAUGGCCUGGCUCAACUCAUGACUCGAGGAUUCUCCGGGAAAGUGAGUUAUUCAAUCAGUUCGAAGCCAGAGGGGUCAACGGGAUCUUACUUGGUGAUAGUGGCUACCCACUAAAACGCUGGCUACUCACACCAUUAUUGAACCCACGCACUCAGCAGGAACAACGCUACAAUGCCGCCCAUACCACUACCCGCUCGAUCGUAGAGCGAUGUAUUGGAGUGCUCAAGCGCAGGUUCCACUGUCUUCACGGAGAGACAAGGAUGCACCCAGAGAGAGCCUGCACAGUGAUAGCAGCUUGCACGGUGUUGCACAAUAUCGCAAUGAAAAAGAGAAUACCUCUACCAAGGCAUGACCCUUUGCUUUGCCAAGAUGAAGAAGCCCCUGCUAUCCCUGCAGCACAAGAAGAUGUUGCCGGGCGACUUGUUCGCGCUCACGUUGUGAACUUGCUGCGGGCCUAAGUGUGAAUGUGUGUGUGUGUGUGUGUUUGUGGGAAUAAAUAAUAAACAGGCUAGGCCUAGACACAAUGAACGUGUAUGCCUCUUUUAUUAUAGGCAAUUGUUAAAGCCAUUAUGGCUGGAAAACAUAGAACAUAGCCUAUUAUUUCGACCACUUGGCCUAUAGCCUAGCUAGGUCUACAAAACGAAGAAGUACGUCUCCUCAAAAGUUUCAGUGGAAUGAUUUAACUUUUGUUUCAGUAAUUCUAUUUCCAAUUUAAUUUUUUCUUUUUCCAAUUGAAGUUUUUGCUGUUCAGUAAUGAGUUUAACAGUCUCAGCCUCCACUCGAACGAUCUCCUUUUGGAGCAAUAUGGUUUGUAGACUGGCCGUGUCCUCCUGUCUCCUCCGUUUCGGCGGAUUGCUAUUUCCAGCUGCAAUCGCGUCCUCCAUCAAGUCUAUAGGUAAAAUAUGGGUGAUCUUAGAUUUCGUUUAGCUAUCAAAUAGGCAUGAUUACAUUUCUCUCUUAUUAAAUCAUUAACUGUAUGCCUAUUCUGAUCUAGGCCUACCUCCAGGGCCCGCACUGAUGAUCACGGGUUGGCUUUCUUGCAUAGGCCUAUCACUUGUAACACUGACGUUGAGCACUGCAGUUGGGUUUUCCUCUUCUUGGUAGGAAGUGUCCGUCUCAACGCUAGCACUAGAAUCACUAGCAUUUAGGAGACUUUGAGCAGCACUAUCCACUCCCUCCAAACCAAUAAAUGCUGGGGAAUUCUCGCCUACAACCUGGAUUACGGUCUCACUAUAUAUUGAAGCUUUGGCAUGCAGUCGGCACUCGUUUCAUACUACUUGCAUCCUUUUUGGCUUUUGAUAGCAAUUCUUGCCAUUUUUUUUUUACUUCUUCAACAGUACGGAAGUCCACAGAAUUUUGGAGUUCGUUUAUACUUGCUGUUAUGCUUUUCCAAGUCUCCUUUUUUCGUUUGUUGGUUAUUGUGUUGCUUUGUUUCGAGGUUAAAAUAUAUUUAUGUUGGUCAUACUUCUCAAUCAAUGUUCUUAUUUCCGAAUCAGAGAAAUUACACUUUCUUUUUUUACGAUCCUCCAUAGCUAAUUACACGGAAAAGUUGUGAACUGAAUGAAUAAACGGUUAUUAAUUGGUUUCAUGGCAACGCACGUUCAAUACUAGAAUUCCACGGGCACUUUCAUGAACGCGCAUGUUACGACCAGUCUUAGUUAAGACUGGUCGUAAAUUCUGUUGGUGCAACAGGCGUUAGAUA